This is a messenger RNA of Schistocerca gregaria, 1265 nucleotides long. RefSeq lists its product as uncharacterized. Gene Ontology annotation, cellular component: mitochondrion. Gene Ontology annotation, biological process: negative regulation of translation; negative regulation of ribosome biogenesis. The record is from RefSeq and is a predicted model, not a curated record. Bases 61 to 816 code for a protein of 251 amino acids. Lineage: Eukaryota; Metazoa; Arthropoda; Insecta; Orthoptera; Acrididae. The transcript has 3 exons. Gene Ontology annotation, molecular function: ribosomal large subunit binding.
UUUGAUUUACUGUGGUGCGUUGAAUUGUUUGUUUGUUUAUGUUUUUAGUGUUGUUAUGAAAUGAUGCUGCGCCGACUUGUUUUUCGAAGUAGACGCUUAUUUGCACCUGAGCCUGUAGUUAACUUCGCACCUUCAUCAUAUAAAAUCUGCAGAUAUUUCUGUGAACACCGGAAUAAUUCUGUUGGAGACUCAAAGAAACAAAAUGAAGAGACUAAGAUUUCGGGGGCUUUUGCGGGCAAAUAUCGCAUAUUUAGGGAUGAGGAUUCGCCUAUAAUUCUAGAUGUUCAAGAAGAGAGACUUAUUAGUGAUGGCGUUGCCCAAGAUAUUGUAACACACGGAGACUUCGACGAAUUCUAUGGAUUAUCUCUUGCUCGAGGAGUGACUGGUGUUUUUGAAGUAGAGGAACUUGUGAGUAUCCUCAGGAGAGAGAAUAUGUUAGAUAUUUUUGUUGUGUCAGUACCCCCUGAAAUUAAGUAUGUGAAUUACAUGGUAAUAGUCACUGGAAAAUCACCAAGGCAUAUGUAUGCAACGGCAGAAUUUAUAAGAAGAGUUUUCAAAAAGAAACGACACCCACAUGAUAGAAUACCAGAGAUAGAAGGUAAAGACUCAAAGGACUGGAUUGCCAUGGAUCUAGGUAAUAUUGCAUUGCACAUUUUUUCCAAAACUGCAAGACUGACUUAUGACCUGGAAUCAUUAUGGUCUGUUGGAGCUGAAUAUGACAGACUUAGUAACAAGAAAGAUGAUCCAGUGGUGGAAUUACUCUUGCAGCAUUCUGUAUUUUUAGGUGACAUAAAGCCUUCAGAAACCAAAGGUUAACCUAAAGCAGAAAGCUGUUUUGUGCCUUUAAUUGUAGUUCACUGAGUAAAGACUGUGAUUGUCUUUUUUCUGUACAUUGCUGUAGUGAACAAUAAAAAGAUAAAUUUCCUAGGUUCCAGCAGCAUUGUCAAAUAGAUUGUUACAUAAUAUUUUGAGUGCGUGAAUUGUCUUUAGGUGCUGUGAGCAGCGAUCUCUGAUAUAAUCACUGCCAGAAACAGUAACCAAUUGAAGUCAAGACACAAUCACUUUAGUUCCAGAAGAAGCUGAGCAACCAUCAAAUUGUUUAUGAAAAAUGAAACCAAAGGACUUAACUGAAUCAGGAAAUCAUAUUUUAUCAAGAAUUGUACAUUCAAUGUAAAAUAUUUGUGUUUAAUUUAUUGUGUGUUAAUGGAUUAGGAUUGUUUGCUUCUAUGUAUAUAUUAUAUAAAUAUAUUUUUAUAACAAUCAGA